This is a messenger RNA of Pimephales promelas (fathead minnow), 1870 nucleotides long. Lineage: Eukaryota; Metazoa; Chordata; Actinopteri; Cypriniformes; Leuciscidae. The record is from RefSeq and is a predicted model, not a curated record.
AAUUCGGUCUCGCCCAGAUGAGAAGAACUACUCUUGUCUGUUGGGAAAUAACACAACUGCCUUGUAUCUCAGUGGUCCACUCCCUCAGAAGUGCUGCGCAGCUACAAAUCAAAGGAAAUCUGGAUAGCUCCACCUCAGUAGGCUACUACGACCUUGGACGCAUGUGCUAUUUCCCAGCUCUCGGAGAUCUCCAUCGCUUUGCCUGGCAGAGGUCUUUAGAAGGAUGUGAGCAGUGGCUGCCUAUUUACCUGGUGUCACCUGACUGCCAUGCAAGUCUUUCACCAGGCUGACUCCACAAAGUUAAAACUGAACUGUUGACCCUGUGAAGGAUGGAUGAGGAUCUAAAAAAAGUGGACACUCACAAUGGGAGCGUUCCAGAGGCUUUGAAAACUAAAAAGCACGAGCAGCCAAAAGCAGCAGUUCUGCGUCAAGAUGUGGGUCUUGUAAGUGGCAUCUGUCUGAUAGUGGGAACAAUGAUCGGCUCCGGGAUCUUCAUUUCUCCCAAACCGGUGCUGGAGGGAACUGGAGCUGUGGGUCCGUGUCUGUGUGUGUGGGCGGCGUGCGGAUUACUGGCUACACUGGGGGCCCUCUGCUAUGCCGAGCUUGGCACAAUGAUCGUGAAGUCUGGUGGUGAGUAUCCAUACCUGAUGGAGGGCUUUGGGCCAGUCCCGGCAUACCUAUAUUCCUGGACCACCGUCAUCGUGUUAAAGCCUUCGUCAUUUGCCAUCAUUGCCCUGAGUUGUGCCGAGUACGCCUCCACUCCAUUUUACCCAGGAUGCACUCCUCCUCAAGUGGUUACCAAAUGCCUGGCUGCAGCUUGUAUCUUAAUAAUUACACUCAUCAACUGUCUGAGUGUGAAGCUGGCCUCCAGAGUGCAGAACUUUUUCACAGCAGCCAAACUCUUGAUUAUUGUCGUUAUCGUGGUUUCAGGCAUCGUUCUGUUGGCUCAAGGCAACACACAGAAUCUUAGAGACCCAUUUGCAGGGGGAACAACAUCAUUUGGAGCAAUUGGCCUUGCAUUUUACAAUGGUCUCUGGGCUUAUGACGGAUGGAAUCAGCUUAACUUCAUAACAGAAGAGCUGAAAAAUCCAUACAAAAACCUUCCCCUGGCUAUUGUAAUUGGGAUUCCCCUGGUUACUGUGUGCUAUAUAUUUGUCAACAUAGCAUAUUUCACUGUCAUGACCCCUGUUGAACUUCUACAGUCUUCUGCUGUUGCUGUGACCUUUGGUGACAGAGUGCUCUACCCAUUAUCAUGGGUUGUGCCUCUGUUUGUGGUUUUUUCCACUUUUGGAGCAGCAAAUGGAGGCUGUUUCACUGCAGGAAGGUUGGCGUAUGUGGCAGGACGGGAGGGUCACAUGCUUAGGAUCUUGUCGUACAUCAGUGUGAAACGUUUCACGCCUUCUCCAGCUCUCAUGUUUAAUGGCAUGCUGUCAAUCAUCUACAUCAUUCCAGCAGACAUAAACACUCUCAUCAACUACUUCAGUUUUGCUCAGUGGGCUUUCUAUGGGCUCACAUGCCUUGUGCUCAUUGUUAUGCGAUUCACUAGAAAGGAGCUUCAUAGACCUGUCAAGGUCAGAGCACAUGCAUGCAUGGUGACACAACAUAAUGUGACUGAAUAAAAAAAUGUCAAAAAUGUGCAGAUGUUAUUAUCCAAAGCAACUUUAAAAUUAUGAACAUCCUAAGCUAUUUGUCAUAAGACCCAACAAUAAACACAAAGGUGACUUUCAAGAGUGAGCUGGAGUAGAAGCUAAAACAGAAGUGAAAAUCUGAGAAUCUUUUUCCAUAUGUUUAUCAUAGCAAGUGCCUUUGUUUGUGAAUUCAUUUGCAUAAGAGGUGUGACUUCUGGAUAUAAGGGGUACCACUGUCAUGU